UGUGAUUUCGUUUUUUUUGAGAGGGAGUGGUCUUCGCAUCUCCGUGUGCACAUUCCGUAGUGGUUCUGUUGGACCAAGUGCCUGAGAUUUCAUUUGCGUGUUCCUGAGACUGCUUCUCUCUGUUUCUUUGUGGAGCUGUGUCAUCCUGAGGAGAGGAGCCAUGAUGUCUCUCUGCUGCAUUGUGUCUUUAAGGAUGGUGCAUGUCCUUGCACCUAGGUGGCUUGGCGACUGUAACUGCAGGGGCAGCUGCGGAUGUGAACAUGUGCAGGAGCCCCGCGGCCUAAGCGCAGCGUCGCCGCCCUUGGCUGAGACUGGCGCUCCCCGCCGCUUCCGGCGGUCAGCAGGCGACGAGACACCCGACGUGGACCCCGAGCUGCUGAGGUACUUGCUGGGACGGAUUCUUGCCGGAAGCGCGGACUCCGAGGGGGUGGCAGCCCCGCGCCGCCUCCGCCGUGCCGCCGACCAGGAUGUGGGCUCCGACGUGCCCCCUGAGGGCGUGCUGGGGGCACUGCUGCGCGUGAAACGCCUAGAGACCCCGGCGCCCCAGGUGCCUGCACGCCGCCUCUUGCCACCCUGAGCACAGCCCGGAUCCCUUGCACCCUGGGACCCAGGAGUGCCCCCGCCAUCCCGCCACCAGGACUGCUCCCCGCCAGCACGUCCAGAGCAACUUACCCCAACCGGCCCUCCCACCCGAGGAUCCCUACCCCCGGCCCCACAAUAAACAUGAUCUGAAGCAGC
Mandrillus leucophaeus (drill) is the source of this 738-nucleotide messenger RNA. RefSeq names its product proprotein convertase subtilisin/kexin type 1 inhibitor (gene PCSK1N). NCBI's taxonomy places the organism in Eukaryota, Metazoa, Chordata, Mammalia, Primates, Cercopithecidae. Gene Ontology annotation, biological process: negative regulation of endopeptidase activity. The record is from RefSeq and is a predicted model, not a curated record. Bases 161 to 577 code for a protein of 138 amino acids. The transcript is spliced from 4 exons. Gene Ontology annotation, molecular function: endopeptidase inhibitor activity.